This is a messenger RNA of Liolophura sinensis, 13856 nucleotides long. RefSeq lists its product as uncharacterized. The transcript is spliced from 40 exons. NCBI's taxonomy places the organism in Eukaryota, Metazoa, Mollusca, Polyplacophora, Chitonida, Chitonidae. Bases 154 to 13533 code for a protein of 4459 amino acids. The record is from RefSeq and is a predicted model, not a curated record.
UGUUUUUAUGUCUUUCGGAAUAUAGGCCAACGAUGAUCUAGAAAUGCAUUUACCGUUUCCAUGGCGAUGAACUGCGUUUCUCCCAGCUGGAGAGCGCGGGAGAUCUAGAUUAUAAGGUGAUGACUGCUUGACGCCCACCUAGGUGUUAUCACCAUGUCAUUUUCAGACACCCGAUUGGGUGGGUCAGACUCCUGCUCCACCACCCAGUUCUCAGAAGGAGACACCUCUGAAAGUACAUCAAGAAUGUCAGUGGAAGUGAGUUCUGAGGAUGCCCCUUGUAUUGAGGCUGAGGGAUCUUCUAGUGCCACAGCCAUUCGCUCUUCAUCCUCUAGCGCCAGUCUGACCUCCCAAGUUUCUGGGCAAUCUUCUCAAACCUCUCCACAAAUGUCCAGUGAGCAUGAAGUGAGUACCACCGAUUUUGAUAACGGCCUUGCUGUCAUCACAGAUAUUGACAGACCACCAAGCCAUUUUUCUAAUGUAUAUAGGAAUGUCUCAGAAUCAUUCCAAGAAACGUUGAAUACUCAUGAAUUAUGCACCCAUACAGAAUCACUAUUGACCAGUCAGCCAAAUUCUGUCUCUGUUUUGGGCUGCUCUAGCAAAGAAAGUGCCCUGAUUGAUUCUCCUGUGUCAGUGAACACAGCUCAGUGUCAAGGGCAAACUUUGGACAACCAUGAUGCAGUUAAGGCACUGGAUCAGGUGGAUUCUUGUUCAGACACAUCUAAAAGGGCACGCGAUAUCAUUGAAAAAGAUUUUGGUGCAGAAACGUUUCCACACGAUGUACAAAGUGGAACCUCUAGUGACAGUCUGUCCACCUGCUGUAUGUCAGAUCCAGCACUUUUCAUCCGUUCAAACAUAAGAGCACAGGACAAGGUUGCUGAACAAAACAGGAGCAAAGUUUCAGAUCCUCCUGUUUCACCUGCCCACGUGAUCACUUACUUCUCUUUUCCAGCAAGGGGUGACUCAGGAACAAAUGUUGACCUGUUAGAGGAACCAUUUGAAACACCGAAUGAAAGGUUGAAAAAAAUAGCUGGUAAUGCAAUUGAAAAUGAAGUCAAGGAUGUACAAUGCGACUGUUUAGCCACUGAAGGUGAUGAAGAAAACAGUGAAUCUAAUAAAACUCCACCUCAUCUGGAAAGGAUAAACUCUAGGGUUCUUCUACGUAGUUCUUCUGAACUUGCCACAGUAGUAGGAAAUGAUCCUCAGAAUCGCUCAUCAGACGUCGAAUUAGAAGGUCGCAAAAUAUCUUUCAGCAAAAUGAUGGAUAGUGCUCAGUCUUUCAGGCCUAUGGCUGAUUGUAUGAAUGAAGCAAUGUAUUCCGGACAAACAUCAAUCAGAACUCAGCCAUUUGGAAUCCAGUCAGCCUUUGGGAACCAAAGACUGGCAGUAGGAACUGUUUUUUCCAGCUCUGAGUUCAAUGCUCAACCAAACUCUGUUGAAGAACAAUCAAACUUUGAUGGAUCUUUCCACCAAAUAAGAGAAGCCCAACUUCAGGCUAGAGACUCACUAUUAGCAGCUAUUCAUUUGGCCAACAGGUUGCCCUUGCCAGCCGAACAAACCCAAGAGUCGAACAUAUCCCCUCGUGUACGUUUCAAUGAAAAUGUUGUGGUGGGCACAUUUUCCGGAAUUUCACCAACUGAAGAGUUGAUAACAACAGAAAGUCAGCUGCUAGCAAGUCCAGUAAUUUCCCAGUUGUCUGAUAGAUAUGGUUUCAAGCUGUCAGACGAACAAUUAUCCCAGGAGUCUGAGCUGUCUAAUAAAUCUGGAGAAGAGGAAGAAGAGGAUGAGUUGGCCAACACUGGUAGUGAUCAGCAAGGCUGUUUCUCACAGCAUUCUGUUUCAAACUGGUUACAGAGCUAUUUAUUUGACACAGACAAUGACCAUUCUCGUCCUUAUCUGAUGAGGAAAUCCUCCAGCGACGUACUGAAGGAUUUAGAGAUGUCUGAAUCAACUAGUCUAGGAGUUAUUGCCCACAGGCUGCAGCAGAUGUUAAAGAUCACGGCAUGUGGUAAGUCCAUGGAUAGUGGAGUACCAGUGCAUGAGACUGAAACAGAUUUUUCUUCACAACCUUCUCUUGCAAAUAUUUCAGCUCUGCUUGAACAGCUUCUACAGAGGGAUGGAGGUAAUGUAUCAGCCGACUUUGGAUCCUCACAGGAGCUUGAUACUAAUCGGUCCACAACGUCUCUGGAAACGGUGGGCUUACUGUUUGAUGAACUCAUGAAAUCUCUACCAGCACCAGGACUUGAUAGGACUACCAGCAGUGAUGAACAGUUACUCAGUAGUGGAGUAAACAGAGACAGCUAUGCUCAAUAUGCCGUGGACACAUGCCAUGCAUUUCAGAGAUACGCUCUACAGCAGAAAUCAUCAUUUUGUGAAAGAACAGGGGAAUCAUGCGCAGAAAGUACUUCUGAUAGUGAAACUACUUCAGAAAAUAGCAAUAUUGGCCUUGUAGGAGAUCUUAGAAGUGAAGCCUUAAAACCUGAACAAAAGAAGGCAUCCAUUUGUAAAGAGGAAGUCAACUCUGCUGGAGACUUGUUACAAGGUGAUGAAUGUAAUUUGCCAAUGAUUGGAGCAGAUGAAAGCUGCAUUGGUCCAACUUUAUCUAACAUUGCUGAUUUUCUCACGCAAGCCCUCAGUCAUAAACAACAUGGUGAGGUUUCAGAAAUUUUCCUGCAAAAACCUGCGUCAAAUUUAGAUUCUGCAGAAAGUGAAAUGUUGGCUACAAUUGGCAAUAUGUUACAAAGGAUUCUCAGAUGUGACAGAAAUGAGCAGACAACAUUUAAUCCUAGUGAUACAGUUUUCGUCCUAGAUAUGAACAGUGGUUCUGCCCGUGUGUAUAAAUCUCCAGAAGACAAGAAGAAAUCCGUUGUGGGGAAUUUAUUUGAACGCAUCAUUUCACAGACAAGCUCAGCUGAAUCUUCCAGGGAUACCCUUAUACACCAAAAGAUGAGUGAUGCUUUUCUUAUGUUUAAAAAGUAUUUAAGUAGAAAUUGUCCAGAAGCAAGUAAAAAAUUUGUGGAACAAGAUUAUUCUAGCUCACAAAGUUCCGAAGAGGACAGACAUGAUGUUGAAAAUUUUGUGCACAUCGCAAAUAAUGACCAAAACUGCGAUCAGCAUGUACUCUUAGAAAAUGGGGAGCCAUCACUUGAUGUAAAAAAGCAAUUUGUGAUAGGAACCACUUCUGCACCUAUUGACCCUCAGUAUGAUGGUUUAAAGGUACCUAUUGGGUUUGAGAAAACUUUUCAUUCAGGUAAGCAGGAUUUGGAUGGCUUAGGGACUCACUCUAGUACAUGUUCAGGCCAAAGUACAAAGUUGUCUUCCAAAAAGAAUGCUUCAGAGAAAGACCUGAAAUCUACAGUCAAGAAAGGUAGCUCUCAAAGCCUGCCAGGCACGUCCAGCAUAAAAAUAGAAAUGAAAGAAAAGUCAGAUAGUGCUGAAACAGUUGGAGUCAAGGCUGAAACUGCGGUUCAAAGGGACCCUGUUCAUAGUAGAACGACCAGUGUUUCGUCUGGGGCAUCAACAUUAAGCACCAAAGACAGUUUACCAGGCGAUGCUUCACCAUUGUACAUUUUGAAAACCAAACAGCUCCAAAAGGUCCAAGCAAUGGUGAGCCACAGUGUUCCAGGAAUGUUGAAAAAUGAAUGUGAUUGUACUGCUAAGAUUGAUAAUAGGCCCUGUUGCAAAACUGCAGAUAGGUCUGUAGUGUGUACUCAUGAAACCAUCAGAUCAGCUACAGGGAACCAAGCAGUUACAGGCCCAGAGGUUGAACACAGUAAACCUGAAACAAGAGAAGAAUUUGUGCAGUUGACACCAAAGGAAGAAAGUAGUGAUAAUGGUUCCCAGGAACAACAAAUAGACAGAGAAUCAGAAAUAAAAUCUGUUGUUCCAGUUCACCAGUCUCUGUCUGAAGAGUCCAGUUUUUCUGAUGUCAGUCAUGCUUCUAGUAUUGUUGAUAUUGUACUAAGAAACCUUUCUGAAAAGCUAUCAAGCUCUAAUGCUAGUAUCAGCAGUGAUACUGUAUCAGCUUGCAUUAAGACGCAGAUGGUUUCAGAAGUUCAGGAAGAAAAUGUUAGAACUGACCUUUCAUUAACAAAAGAGAUAACAUCUGGAAUGCCUUCAUGUGCAAGUGACGUAUGCCGUGAAAAAAAUGUAAAGCAAAGUCUCAUUGAAGGACUGGAAUCAUCUAAAGGUGAAAUCCUUGCUGAUGGAAUGACAUCACUUUCCUUGGUCCAGAACACUGUUGCAGACCAAAGCCAAGUUAAUGAUUCAUCAGUGCUUUCUAGAUUUGUUGAAAGUAAUGAAACUCUGUCAUCAAAAGAUGGAGUCACUACCACAUGUAUAGAUAAAUCUCAGGCUAAUGCUGCAAAAUGUGCUUCCCUUCCUGCAAGGCAAGCUGCGGGUCCAUCCGCUGCAGUUCCACAUUCCUAUCCUAUUGUUGAUGUGCGACAAAAAGAAAUCAUGCAUGACACACCAUCAUGUCACAGCACAAGUAGCAGUGUAAUUGCUACAUCAGAAGACGGUGUUGAAUUGUCAAGCACAGUGUCCAACAUUUCCAGUUUUAGCUAUGUCCUGGACAAUCCAGCUGGUAUCGACAAUGAAUCUAGGUGUGAAACUUUGUCACAAAGUAGCGGUUUAUCAUUUCUUGGUCACUUAGCAACUUCUGAAGUUUUGCGUCGGGAGUAUGAGUCAGGGUCAAUUUAUGAGGAAAGCAGUGACACAAUAGGUGCAGAGGCAAAUAACAGGAAAGAUACAUUCAGCCAAGUGCAGAGUGACCAGACUGAAUAUACUCUAAAUGACAAAUACCGGUUACAGACCGAAAAGCACCACUACUCUUCUAGUGCGCCACAGGUCGGCUCCGCAAUAUCACCAAGCGUUUCCUCAGACAUGCAGUGGGGCUUAAGAGGAAGUGACUAUCAGGAGGGAGAUGGACAAAGUUCUGAAGGAGAUGAAACAGAGGAUGAUGGAUUGGAUGGAUGGGUAGAUAUGGUUGGGGGUCACGGUGAUGAUGAGGUCCCUGAAUUAGAUCUGAUGGGCGACGAUGAUCGCUUUUUAUUCAACGUCCCUGUUGCUGCUCAGACUGAUCCGAGCUCCAGUUCUAGUUCUGAAGGUUCUGGCUACACUCCACCUAUCAGAGAUGUGCGUCAAAACCAUGAUAUUGCUGAUGACCAGUUAACUUCAGACACCACUGAAAUGAAAGAUGAUGACAAUGGGGAGGCCAUUGAAUAUCCAGGUACAGCUUUUUCGCAGAAUGUUUCUCAUACUUCUGUUUUGCAACAAAGCACUAGUGAACAUCAUGAGGAUUCAAGGGGCCAGAGUCCAGUCGAAAGCCUCUCUCAAACCAUGGAUGAACAUGUUUUAGAAACAAUGCAACCAGCAAGACGCCAUUCUGUGGUAACACCAAACAACACUGAGGUAAGUCCAGACAUGAUUAAUACCUCAAGCAGUAUUAUGUCCCAAGCGUCUGGUGAUGGUCUGAACAUGGAAGCCGGAAGUGCUUUACAAGGCAACAGAUCAGAUGAGUUACCUGAUGGAAGAAGCAGUGAAUCAUGUUUCAUUGAAAAAGCCUUAAAUAGUGUCAGGGAUUCUGAGGCAGCUGUUGAUGACCAAGUGGCUGUUUCUGAAGCCAUCAACAGGUUAGGAGUGAAUAAUCAUGACAACAUGCAUCAAAUGACUGUUGAAAAUAGUGGAAUGGCAAACAUGGAUAAUGUUAUUGACAAAGAAACGCAUGAGAGAGAAAAAUCAGUAGAAAGAAUUCCUGCAGAAGAAGCCAGACUGAAUAUUUCAGACCCAAUAGUUAGUUUGGUCCAGGGUACUUCAGAAUAUCUGUGCAAGAGAAACCAAUCAGUUCAGCCUGAUGUGACAAGGGAAGCACUCGCAGAACUGAAAAAUGUAUGUCCAGACCUACGUCUUGACCCUAUAGGCUGCAGUUCUGGAAAUGAAUCCUCAUUUAGGAUGAUAAGGAACCCAUGCUAUGGACCAAGUUCUGAGAGCCUAGAGGAAGAAAUAGUUCUAUGUUGUGAUGAUUCCUUUGUAAACAGCUAUCAAAAUGGACUGCCUAAUCAGUUAGAAUGCAUAAGUCCCAGCACCAGCCAACCAAUACGACCGGCACGUUCAUCAAAGUCACGCAAGGUAAACAAGGAAAAAACAGAUAAUACUUCAUGCAGUGAAGUUAUUCAAGCCCAUAUGGAUCCGGAUUCACCAAGCAUGGAAAAUCAGCACAAAGUUGUGUCUGUUCAGGUGGAGGAGACUUCUUACAAUGAAGUUAUCCAAGCCCAGUCAGAUCAGCUACCAUCAUGCUCAAAAGAUUCAAGAAGGAUGGAAAAUCUGCACCAAGUUGCAUCUGCCCUGGUAGUGGAUGCUCUACAGAGAAGCAUUGCAGAGAUAGACAGUAGCUCAGAUACAUGUAAAGAUGCUGGCAAAGACUCAUCCAAGAAUUCAUCCCAGUGCAACAGAUCUGUUAAGACAGAUGUAUCAAAGGUUGAAACUUCUAACGAUGAACCAUCUGGUGAUAAGAAUUCUUUGCCUGAACUAGUUUCAACUGGUUUUGUCCCCUUAAGGAAAAUUUUCCUUACUGAGUCAGAGAGUAUGAUACCAGCUGAUCUUGCAGAACUGGAGCAAAAUGUGGACAGUACAGCGGAUGAGGGAACAGUCAGUUUGCCUGGCACAUGUAGGACGUCUCCUCACUGUCAUGGCAUGGAUGAUGAAGCUAGUCAGGAUGGAAUGGUGAAUGUUAAACACAGCACAAACCAUAUGUCAGGGAUAGAAGUGAAAAACAAAGGGUUUGUGUCAAGUGGAGAAAACUCAGUUGGGGUUCUUUCUGGUGAAGCUGAAAUUCCAAACUCAUCAGUAUUUAUUAUCAGAGGUGGAACACAGAUGGAAGAAAGAUCCACGCAAACAACAGAAGCCUGGGAGCAAGAAAUUCGAGCGAGAAGUGUACAGGUUUUAUUACAACAUAGAUCCACCCAGACAACAGAUGAUACCCAUGAACCUCCUGAAAGAAGUACGAAAGUUUGGUUGCAGCAUGUGGCAGAACCAGCUCACCGUAAUGUUUUCCAAGGCUCACCCAUGAUACCCUGUGUUUUGAACAGUGAAGCCCUAAAGCUUACGUCAGAUCAGCAGGCUACACCAGGAGAUGUUCUCAAAAAGUCAGCAGAAAUAAAGCACAUAAAGUCUCCAAGACUUCAGACUUCUACAGCAGAGUCCACUUCUUUCAUUUCAAGAUGUUUUGAUGCUAGACCUCAUAGCCAGCAUGUACCUUUGCCAACACAAAGAUCAGUAAAGAUGAAGGCGUAUCCGAACGUGAAAAAUCUGACUGCAAGAGCCAAUUUGGGGUCGCCAUUAAGUGGUUUACCCACUCAAAGGCCUGAAAGCACGGUUGAGUUCAGGGAAUCUGAAUAUAUUGCUGUAGCAUCUUCAGAGUUUAUUCAACCACAAAGCAUCAGUUAUCAAAUGCAGAGGUCAACUGCAAAUUGUCCUACAGACGUUGCCUCCCAAGAUACUCCGUCAUCUAUUCAGUCAACAUUGUAUUCAAGUGCAGCAUCCACAGUUUGGCAAGGUUCUCUGUCGAGUGAGGGUGCCAUUGUGGCACAUCCUGUGAUGAGACCAUUUUCAUGUGAUGGUACCGCUGGGCUGCUUUUACAAACAACACAAACACACAGUGAGCAGGAACAGAGACUGAACCAAACCAUGCUUCAGGUUGAUAGCGGUGGAAGAAGCCAGCCAUCAUUGUGUCCCACGUUUGUGCAAGACUUUGCAGGCCUUCCUUCAGAUAGCAUUGGUACUAGGCCACGUUUUGACAAUGGCUCUUCCACCAGGUCUACUGCUUCACAAACCAUCUAUACAGCACGACCAUCUGCACCUGAAGACUUGUCCCAAAAACAAGUAAGAAAGGAGGAAUUAGAUCAUGGAGUGGAUAGAACCUCCAUGAUGGGAAGUCUCCAAGCAGACUUUGGAGGUGGUGUGUAUGUUUGUGACCGAACCAGUACGUCAAAGGAAAUGUUAGACUUCUCUAGCUCUCCAUUGCUAAAGGUUAAAGUGAUAACACCAACCAAAAAUGACCCAACUUCUGCCUCCUCAAAUACAGAAGGCUCCAUGGAGGCCACAGAGCUUUGUAUCACUGUUAGCUCUCCUGUGGACUCUGUCAGCUCUCCCAUGGACUCUGUCAAGCCAACCGGGUCAGAGGAAACUUCUGUAAACUCUUUGGUUUGUUCUCCCAACACUCAAGCUGCCAACUUGACAGAAGGGCGUAUGGAAUCCCCACAGAAAGGACGGGUUGUCCCUAUCUUGAGCAGUAACUAUAAAAUAGCCAGUCAGGAUGUCCGCACAUUCCUUGUUGAAAAGGUGUUACUGGAAAGCCGCUGUCGAAAACUUGAACUGGAAGUUUCAAUAUUACAAUCUGACAAGAAAAGGCUUGAGGAAAGAAGUUCACAGUGUCUGGAAAAAAAUUCUGACCUGGAGUCUAAGUUGGCGGAGGUCACCCAAGAACUUGAAGUUACAAAGAUCAACUUGAGCAAAGACAAUACCAAGACAACAGCCAGAAAACUGGCAGCCAUGGAAAAGGAGCUUGAGGCUUUGAAACUCAACAAUGGAAAACUGAGCAGUGAAAAUGAGAGUCUUAAGACAGAGUUGUCAUCCAUGAAGAAGUUGUCAGAAUCUCAGCGACAUACUCAUGUGACUAGGGAGAUAACAGCAACAUUGGAUGCAUACAAGGCAGAGAGUGCUGCAUUGAAGGCUGAGCUGGCAGAGGUAAAGGAUUUGUUAAACCAGAGUGAGGCUCAAGUCCAGUCAUUGGAGGAACAGAAGAGGUCCGCAGAGACGAAUCUUGUCAGACUGACAGAAGUCAAGGAGUUCCUUAAUAAAUCAGGAGGAAAUGGACUGGGAGAGACUGCAGCUGAAUAUAUGACAAAGAUCUUGGAGAAUCGUCUGAAGCUGAAUGAAGAAAGAUUCUUUAAAGAGAGAGAAAAUAUGGGGAAGUGUUUAACAAAAGUGGAAGAGAAACUUUUGACUCAAAACUCCAAACUUGUGACAUCCGAAAUGGAGUUAACUCGCCAGCUGACACUUGCAAAAGACAGAUGUCGACAUUUGGACGAGAAGACGAAAGAGCUACGGGAGUUGAACUUGGAGCUUCGUCUCGCACUCCCUCUUGGAAGUGACAUUCUUAACUCCACAAGAAAGAGUUCCUAUGACCUGCCCGACAGCAUUCAUUCUACCAUCAGGGCUGAAAGUAAACUGAUGACCACAGAUGUUAAGGAAAUAAUGACCCUCAUCCAGCGAGAGACAGGACUUUGUCCUGGUCAAGAGACUGACAUGGUCUGCGAGUUGUGGCGAAGGUACGAGGCGGCUGGACACAAACUGCAGGAAUGGCAGCAGUAUCUGUUUGACCUGAAAAUCAGCGAGGGGGACAUUACCACAGGAUUACAGAACCUGAAGGAGAUGAAGAACCAGUACGACGAGAAGAUACGAAUGGCCGAGGAAGAAGUGGAAGAAAUUCUCAAUGAGAAAAACACUUUGGAAUCUACUUACAAAAAACAGGUGUCUGAGCUGGUGAAGGAACGUCAUGAGGCUCAGGCCAAAAUGAAAACUGUGGAGGACCUCAUGGCAGCCAUGAAGGCUGAGAACGAUACUCUGAAGGAAGAUAUGCUGACGAGGGAAGCAGCUCUGAACGAAACCAUCUCUGGUUACAAAGCUCAGUUGUAUGAGUUAUCAUCAGAGAAGGAUGAGCUGGAGGUCAAAGUGUCUCAGCUAACACGCAGCAACAAGCUGCAAAAGGUUGAGAUUGACAGGCUGGAGGCGGAGCUAGCUGCCAAGGAGAGGACCCUGGCAGAUGUGACUGAAGAGCUGGAGUAUACUAAACUGCAGCUGUCUGAGGAGGAAAAGACAUUGCAACGACAGAUUGACUCCCUCAGUGAACAGACUAGAAAUCUAGAAGCAGAUGUGGAGGUUUGGCAGGAUAAGUAUCAGGCCCUCUGUGAGGAGAAGGUGUCCAUAGAAGAAAAGGUGACAGCAGCCAAUCAGGAAGUCGUCAAGUCUAAAGCCAAAUCAGCAGAGGAAGACGAGAAAAAGACAUCUCUUCUGGAACAUGCCCUUGAGGACCGUGAGAUUGAGGUGAGAACAUUGACCAAACACUUCCAAGAGUCAGAGGCAGAGUUAGAACAGACAAAACAGCAGCUUCUGUUGGAAACAGAACGUAAUGCUGAUAUCACAAAACAAUUGGAGAGCCUACAACAAGAGUUGCAAGAGAAACGGAAGUUUGCUGAGAGUCAGAACAUGUCAGAGAAAGAACAGUUAAAACAGUUGACCAGUCUGAAGGAGGCCCUAGAGGGAGUGACCCAGGAAUUGCACAAAUCUAAAGCUACGUUAGAAGAUACACAGAAUGAGGUAAAAAAGGUACAGGUGGACUUGAGCCUAGAGAAGGACAAGACCUCCCGUCUGGAAGAACACUUGGCCAAAGUCCAGCAGCAAAAGCAGCAGGAAUCCGAAGCUUUGCAGCGUAGUCCAGAGAAAGUAGUGCCAGACAUGUCACCAAUGUAUCACUCCACCCCAGCCUCCACAGACCUACGCAACUGGGACCUAGAACAGGAGCGAGACCGGCUUAAAGGGGAGCUGUCUGAGUUGACACUGGAGAGAGAAACAGCAAGUCAGCUGACAGCGGACAAAUCUGACCUUGAGCAACAUCUGCAGUGCUGCCUAGAAGAAAAGGAUGAACUUUACAUGCAAAAGGAGAAAUGUGAUCGAGAUUUAGAGAAAUUAGAACAGUAUCUUCAUGACAUCAUCACAAAGUUUGACCUGGAGGCGAGACAGCAGCAUGGCAACUUCCAGCGCAGCUAUGCGCAUUUGGGACCAGAAGCUCAGAAGCAUGAAGAGGAGUGCUUAGACCUGCGGGUCUUACUAGAGGGGAAGGAUGCUGAGUUAGGGGUGCUGUCAGACAAAUUAGAGCGUCAGAAACAGGACAUGGAUUUUUGUCGUCAGAAGAUAAACAUGCUGCUGAAGGAGAACCAAUGUCACAGGAAUGACAUUUCUAACCAGACCGUUCAGUUGGCUUUGAAGAUGAAGGAGAUGGCGGCCAUGAUGGAGGUGAAUCAGUUGCUGGUGUCAGAGAGGAGUCAGUUGCAGAUGGAGUUACAUCAGGCUCAGACACAGCUGGACAGGGAGGUGGAGCAACAUGACAGGAGGAACCAGGAAGUUGCACAAAUACUUAAUAAGUUUGAUGCAGAGUCACAGAAGUCCACACAACAUGAGGUGCACAAGCUGGAGAACAAAAUCAUUGCCUUGGAGGCUGAUUCACGCCAUGCCAACAACACGAUCAGCCAGUUAGGAACAGAGAACCAGCAAAACAAGGCUAAGAUGGAGCAGUUGAAUGAGGAUGUACGCAGUCUGACCAACAUGAACAGCACGCUGGAGCAGAGGCUGGAGGCUGAGAAACACACGGUGUCUGAAAAUCAGGCGACCAUCAGUGAACUGCGUGAGGAGAUGAAAGAGCUAACACAGAAGAUGGAUUUCCUGAAGCAUGAAAAGACUCUGCUGAUGACAAGUGUAGAGUCUGAGAGAAAAACAGCUGAGAACCUCAAGACCCAGCUGGAGAGCAAGGAGAACGAGCUGAAACAGCUGAGAUUAGACCUGGACACUCACAGAGGUCAGCUGCUGGUCAGCCGAGAAAACUAUGAGCAGCUGUCAAAGGAAAAACAAAAUAUCUAUGCAGAUUACCAGGAGUUGUGUCGUCAGCUGAAUGAGAAAGAGAAAUCAUUGGUGGAGAAUCAGGCCAUUUUCAAUAGCAGCAUGGAGAACAUUCAGAGAGACUUUUCAUUGGAGAAAGCGUCUCUGGAGACAGACAAAUCAGCCACCAUGAAGGAGAUGGAUGCCCUCAGAGAUGAGAUCAGAGAACUGAAGGAGAAGGUGUCCCAGAAGGAGGUACAGCUGUGUACAUUUGGCAGGACACUUCAGGAACUGGAGGAGAUGACCAAGCAGAAUCAAGAACUUGAGGAGAAGCUCCAGAAGAUGGUGACUACCACUGAAGACAGUAAGAUUCUGAUCAACUCUCACCGCACAGAAAACAUGACACUGCGGGAAAACCUCAAAGACCUGGAGGAGAAGUAUGCUAAACUGGAGGCAGCACACAGAAACCUGGAGGAAGAGUUCCGUGCCAAGAGAGACAACUUCUCCGAGCAGACACUGGAAUUUAAGCAUAAUAUCGCUGAAAUGAAGACAGCCCAUGAAAUGGAGAAGUUUGAACUGAAAGAAAAAGUGGCCAGGUUAGAAUCCCAGCUAGAAACUGCUGAAGCCAAUCUGAAGACUCUCCAAGGCUCGCACAAAGAUUCUGUGACAAACUCCCACUCCCUGGAGAGCACCUUGCAGCAAGCCCAGGCCGAAUUACACCGUGCAGAAACAGAGAAACAGAUUGCAUCACAGAAACUGGCUACCAUCGAAGAGGAGUACAAGAAGAUGAAAAGGAAAUCUGAGGAAUUUGAAGUGAGAGCCAGGCAGGCCCGGGCUGCUGAAGCCGAGAAAUACAACAAACUGAAGAAAGAGUUCACAGAUCUGCAGGCUGCAGCUUAUGUUCACGAGUCAAAUGUCAAGGCAAAACAGGACCAGGUUGACAUGCUCCAGGAGGAACUGAACAAAUUGCGACAGGUGUUGGAGACUCAAAGGCAACAGCUUGCCAGCAGAUUGAAAAGGGCUUCUUUUGACUUCAAACAACAAACGGACAACCUUGAUCUGGAGAGGAAGCGUCUGAGUGGCCAGCUGGAUCAGGUGAUGGCAGAUCUGGAGCAAGCCCGGGAACAAGUCUCUGUGAAGGGACGGGAAAACCGCAAGCUUCAAGAAGAUCUAUUCAAUAUGGAGGCUCAGGUUAGGGAAGUGUCCAGCAAACUGAGACAAACUCAAGACUCUCUGCGUCACGAAGAAGAUCUUCAGCAAAAAGCUAAGGACAGAAAUAUAGAACUGGAAGAAGAGCUGAAGAAAGUGAAAAGUUUUGUGUCAAAGAAGGUACAAGAUGAUGGCACAGGGGAAGUUAAGAUGACAUGGAAUGAUAUGAACCGGUUUAUGCAGGAGUUGAACUUGAAGAUGGACCAUCUGAACGCCCAGAAGAUUCCUAACAAUGACAACAAAGACUCUUCAACUGUCCACAGGCUAAGGAAACAGCUUGCUGAGUUACAAACGGAGCUUCACACAGAGAAAGCAUUACAUCAGAUCACACGCAGCAGUCUGCAGGCGUCAGAGGAUGACUGUCAGCGAUUGCGACGACAGCUGCGCUCAAAACAGCGCACUUCAUCUGUUGAUGAAAAGUCACAGAAGAGCCGCAUGGAGAAGAUCAAUGAAAUCAUCGCCAAGUCACAGACGCAGGCCCAGAUGAUGAUGGCCUCAGGUGGUUACCAUGACUACAGCUCACGUGAUGUCUCACUGCUCACUCCACGUUCUGGCGGCUACUCCCCGGACACCUCACUGGCUGAUCAGUCCGCACUAUUCAAUACUUCUUACAACAACAACACUGCGUCCACAGAAUCUGUACAUGUUGCGUCGUCUGCACCAGAGCACAAAUGAUGCCCCUGCAGUCUGAAUCCAUCCAUUAUGCAAAUCAACUUGUAGUGUGUGUGACAAGUAACUGUAUCUGGGACAGUUGUGCAAAAAACACAUUUUUGAUAUUUGAUGCCAUACUCUAACGUGUAAACCUAAAACUUCCAUGUCAAAAAGGGAAGCAUCCAUUUUUCCAUCCCAUAAUUUUGAAGCCAAAAAAGACCAUGUGACUGUGAUAUUAUUUGUUCAUGCAUGUGUGUUGUAAAGUUUUGUGUAUCGGUUUGUCUGUGAUCCCUAUAUCCUUUAUUAGUCAUAUUUAUUAUUUUAUUUAUUUAACCAGCUUUUACCAG